AUGGCCCUGGCUAUUACUUCUGCACUCUCAACCAUCCCAAGGAGGUUUCUGAUUGAGUACAGGGAAGUGCCUUGGAAAUUUUGCCCAGGAAAAGUAAAACCAUGCAUACUGGGAAGAAGAACAACCAGUUUAAAUGCAACAAAAGGAGUGUCAAGUGUGUGUGAACCACUCCCUCCAGAUAGGCCAUUGUGGUUUCCUGGUAGCUCACCUCCAGAGUGGCUUGAUGGCAGCCUUCCUGGUGAUUUUGGCUUUGACCCCCUUGGAUUAGGGUCUGAUCCUGAGUUACUAAAAUGGUUUGCACAAGCUGAGCUGAUGCAUGGCAGAUGGGCAAUGCUGGCAGUGUCUGGAAUUCUAAUACCAGAGUGGCUUGAAAGAUUAGGGUUUAUUGAGAACUUCUCAUGGUUUGAGGCUGGUGAGAGAGAAUACUUUGCAGACCCCACAACCCUGUUUGUGGUGCAGUUAGCAUUAAUGGGGUGGGUUGAGGGAAGGAGAUGGGCUGACAUAAUUAACCCUGGGAGUGUUGAUAUUGAGCCUAAGCUUCCUCACAAAAAGAACCCAAAACCAGAUGUUGGGUACCCUGGUGGGCUAUGGUUUGAUCCCAUGAUGUGGGGAAGAGGAUCUCCUGAGCCUGUGAUGGUGUUGAGAACAAAGGAGAUAAAAAAUGGGCGCCUUGCAAUGCUGGCUUUUGUGGGGUUCUUGUUCCAAGCCAUUUAUACAGGGAAAGAUCCCAUUGAGAAUUUGAUGGCUCAUAUUGCAGAUCCUGGUCACUGCAACAUAUUUUCGGCUUUCACUUCACAAUAUUGA
Prunus armeniaca (apricot) is the source of this 804-nucleotide messenger RNA. Lineage: Eukaryota; Viridiplantae; Streptophyta; Magnoliopsida; Rosales; Rosaceae. The record is from the annotation of a GenBank genome assembly.